Melitaea cinxia (Glanville fritillary) is the source of this 2226-nucleotide messenger RNA. RefSeq names its product very long-chain specific acyl-CoA dehydrogenase, mitochondrial (gene Acadvl). The record is from RefSeq and is a predicted model, not a curated record. Lineage: Eukaryota; Metazoa; Arthropoda; Insecta; Lepidoptera; Nymphalidae. Bases 279 to 2150 code for a protein of 623 amino acids. The transcript is spliced from 7 exons. Gene Ontology annotation, molecular function: flavin adenine dinucleotide binding; very-long-chain fatty acyl-CoA dehydrogenase activity; fatty-acyl-CoA binding.
CAGAAUGACAGUAGGUCACUUGUCAGUUCAGUAUUUAGUAGCAGAUAGCAAUUUAUCAUAAUUAUAGCUUCGAAUCUUCGUUAUGGUGCUUUUUUGUAUCUUAAUUGAAGAUUGGUGUUCGUAACAGCAACAGUGACUUAUUAAUGUUAAUCAGCCUGAUUUUCCCCUGAAAAUCUUACCAAGAUUUUUUAUGAGAUUUACAAUGUUAUAGAGAUCGUUAAAAUAAGAGAUUAUUUAUUUUUUUAUUAACUUAUAUUAAGCUUAUUUAAAUAGUGAAAAUGAAGGGAACAAAGCUGGUGUUAUGUGCCAACCGAUGCAUCGGCAGCAGCAACAGGCUGAUAGCGGCCCGCAGCCGCGGCAAGGCGACGGCGGCGGCGGCCGAGGCGCCGCGCGGCGCGCGCCAGAGCGCGUCCUUCACGCUCAACCUGUUCCGCGGACAGUUCGAGCCCUCGCAAGUGUUCCCCUUCCCCGAGCCCAUGACCGACGAGCAGCGCCAGACGCUCACCGAGCUCGUCCCGCCCGUCGAAAAGUUCUUCCAGGAGGUGAACGACCCAGCGAAGAACGACGCAGACGCACAGAUAGAGGAGGGCACGCUUUCCGGGCUGUGGGAGCUUGGCGCAUUCGGGCUGCAGGUGCCCACGGAGCUGGGCGGCCUGGGCCUGUCCAACACGCAGUACGCGCGCCUCGUUGAGGUGGUGGGCGCACACGAUCUGGGCGUGGGCAUCACUCUGGGCGCACACCAGUCCAUCGGUUUCAAAGGCAUUCUACUCUUCGGCACCGAGCAGCAAAAGGCGCACUACCUGCCGCGCGUUACGGGCGGCGAGUACGCUGCCUUCUGCCUCACUGAGCCUUCCUCGGGCUCAGAUGCCGGAUCCAUUAAAAGCCGAGCGGUCUUGUCUCCAGACGGAAAACACUUCAUCCUCAACGGUUCAAAGAUCUGGAUUAGCAACGGCGGUAUUGCCGAAAUUAUGACCGUCUUUGCGCAGACCCCGGUCGAGAAAGAUGGAAAGACCGUAGAUAAAGUGACGGCGUUCAUCGUGGAGCGGUCGUUCGGAGGCGUGUCGUCGGGCCCGCCCGAGAACAAGAUGGGCAUCCGCUGCUCCAACACCGCCGAGGUGUACUACGAGGACGUGAAGGUGCCGGUCGAGAAUGUGCUCGGCGGCGUCGGGAACGGGUUCAAGGUGGCCAUGAACAUCCUCAACAACGGGCGCUUCGGCAUGGCGGCGGCGCUGGCCGGCACGCAGCGCGCCGCCCUGCGCCAGGCGGCCGAGCACGCGGCCACGCGCGUGCAGUUCGGCAAGCGCCUGUGCGAGUUCGGCGCCGUGCAGGAGAAGCUGGCGCGCAUGGCCAUGCUGCAGUACGUCACCGAGUCGCUGGCCUACAUGGUGAGCGGCAACAUGGACUCCGGCGCACAGGACUACCACCUCGAGGCGGCGAUCUCGAAGGUGUUCGCGUCUGACUCCGCGUGGACGGUCGUCGACGAGGCUAUCCAGAUCCUGGGCGGCAUGGGCUUCAUGAAGGCGGCCGGACUCGAGCGUGUCCUGCGCGACCUUCGCAUCUUCCGCAUCUUCGAGGGCACCAACGACAUCCUGCGCCUCUUCGUAGCUCUCACGGGAAUCCAGUUCGCCGGCUCGCACCUGCAGGAGGUGAUGCGCGCGUUCAAGAACCCCACGGCGCACCUGGGGCUCAUCUUCAGCGAGGCCGGCAAGCGCGCCGGGCGCGCCGUGGGGCUGGCGCGCGGCGCCGACCUGGACCCGCUGGUGGCGCCCGAGCUGCGGCCCGCGGCGCGCGAGCUGGCGCGCCGCGUGCUGGAGUACGGCGCGUGCGUGGAGGCGGCGCUGCGCAAGUACGGGCGCGGCGUCGUGGACGAGCAGCUGCUGCUCAACCGGCUGGCGGCGGGCGCCGUGGACGCGUACACCGCCGCCGCCGCGCUGUCGCGGGCCUCGCGCGCCGCGCGCCUGCAGCUGCCGGCCGCGGCGCACGAGCUGCGCCUGGCGGAGGCGUGGGCGGAGGAGGCGGCCGAGCGCCUGGCCGCGCUGCCGGCCGCGCUGGCGCCGAGCGCGCUGCGCCACGGCGCGCGCCUCACCGCGCUAGGCGCCGACGUGGCGGCCGCAGGCGGGCAGCUGCCGCGCUCUCCGCUCAACCUGUAGACCCCGCCCCGUCCGUACUCGCCUACAUGUUCAUUGUUUUAUGUAAAGAUAAAUAUAUUAUAUAUUUUUAAAAAUA